AUGUCGAGCGCGCCACCUGCAACGACAGCCGGACCAAGAACUCCUCGAGCUUCACCGUCGCCGAGAUCUUCGCCCAGACCUGGACCGAGUACAGCAUCGUCUUCCCCUUCGGCACCGUUUCCUGCAGUUCAAAAAACCCGUAAAUCACCGUCGCCAUUCCCACAGUUGGGAGGGAAAUCGCCGGCCGAAGUGGAUCUCGGCGAAUUGCUGCACUCCAUUCAAGGAGGAGUGCGCUUACGAAAGACGGUCACCAUCGACAAAAGUGGUCUGAUAGUGGACGAGUCUCUGAAGCAGAAAAGCGUUCAGCUGGUCGAACCGGCACCGUCAACUGCAUUCAUCCCGCCCAAAAAGGAUCCUCCCAGAAGGGAUUUCCAACGUCCGGUAUCCCCUCGAAAUGCUUCCUAUCUUCAGACGGAUGCAUCCGAUGAUGAAAGGUUCUUGACCCCUACUGGCCGAGGCUCCGAAUACGGUACACCUGAGCCUGAUUCUCCUCGUUUUUCACGAAAAUCGCCUGCCAAGGAAGAAAAGAAGCCAGAUGUCGCGUUUAGUGAGAAAAGUCUGAAAGUCACCAAGGAGGAGUUGGAACAGGAAAUUCCGACAGGAACAGCGGCUGCUCGAAUCGCAAAAUUCAUGCAAAGCACCGGCGGCAGUGAUGCGACGAACGGCGGCACAGUGCCACGAAACUUCCGUCCGUCUCCCGUGCGAUUCCCCAUCACCAAAGAG
Ostertagia ostertagi is the source of this 723-nucleotide messenger RNA. NCBI's taxonomy places the organism in Eukaryota, Metazoa, Nematoda, Chromadorea, Rhabditida, Trichostrongylidae. The record is from the annotation of a GenBank genome assembly.